Messenger RNA from Daucus carota subsp. sativus, 890 nucleotides. RefSeq lists its product as uncharacterized. The transcript is spliced from 6 exons. Gene Ontology annotation, cellular component: endoplasmic reticulum membrane. NCBI's taxonomy places the organism in Eukaryota, Viridiplantae, Streptophyta, Magnoliopsida, Apiales, Apiaceae. The record is from RefSeq and is a predicted model, not a curated record. Gene Ontology annotation, biological process: vesicle-mediated transport; endoplasmic reticulum organization. The coding region runs from base 120 to 638 and encodes 172 amino acids.
AAAAUCAUUGAAACCAGUACCACUGUACCUCACCGGCUCACCGGCAGUAGUGUCUAAAUAGUAAAUAGACUGCUGCCGUUUGAACAAACAACGCAUAUUACUACCCAAGGCAGAGAGAGAUGCAGCAGAGAAAAACAGGGAAUGGAAGACCAUCUGGCACUGACGGCUCUGAUUUCUCUUACCGCAUGGUCGUCGAUUCCAGAUACAAAAAGGUAGCCAAAGCAAAGUCUCGUCUCUCUUUCUUCAUCUUUUCUCAGGCUGUUGUUCAGUUGUUAGGAGCAUUGCUGUUAUUCUAUUCAUAUUCCAAGGAUGGAAGUACUGAUCAGCUAGCUGUGUCAGCCACCGCGAUUUCUUUCUUUUCUUUGCUAUUUGGGGAAAUAGGACGGAAGCGGAGUCGAGUAAACAUGUUAAAGUUUUACAUCGUGUGCUCCUCGCUGGGAAUGUUGCUUUCAAUUGUUAGUGUUCUGAAGAGUAAUAUUUUACAAGAGAUUGUCCAGGAUUCCACUGUCUGGGAAGCGAAGAAAUUUGAACUUAUCGGUGUUGGUGAUGUCUUAGUUGGUUUGCUGGUACAGAUAUUGUCUAUCAGCACGACGACAUCUUUAAUUAGUAAUAUGUCUCCUCCUAAGAGAGCUUCUUAAGUAUUGUUGUAACCUUAUUUACUUCAAAUUUCUCACCAGGCUAUACAAAACAAGUACUUCCUUUCUCCUAAUUGUUUGAAAAAGGUCUCUCUUUUUUUUUUUUUCAAGAUUUGACAUUGGAUCUCAGAUUACUUUAUUUCGUCAAACCAUAUCGUAUGCUGGUUUCCUACACAGCUUCUUUUGCAGCAGUUUGGGAUCCUUGUACACUUUGAAUGAUGCAUGAUUUUUUACUGUUGAUGAUUAUGACUUAAA